AUGACAGACGCAUCCUCUCCGUCCCAGGUCCCCUUUCAGUUGUGGUCCACCGUCACGUUUACACGCUUUGAUAGUUUCGUGUUCUUGUGCGAGGCGUUCGCAUCCGUCGAGCCCAAGAAUGCCACGAACACCAAGAACCAGAAGAAGAACCAAGAAUCGUUCUGUGUAAAGACCCUGAGAAAUUGGACGAAAGCUCUGCACGAGCGCUAUUCGCCGCUACCAGAUGGAACCGCGGCCACAUUCUUCCGGCUGUUCUUUCCGGAAGAGGACGUAUCGAGAAAGUAUGGCAUGCAAGAGACGCGCCUCGCGGGAUACAUAGCAGACAUCUUUGGUGUAUCUACCAACCGCGAUUCUCGAGGCGCGUCUCUACGAAAGUGGGGCGGGUCAGACGCCACUGGUUGUCUUGGACGCGAGGUCCAGUCGCUCAUGGAAGGCACCAAUGACCAGCAGGAAACGCGCUCCAUAAGCGAUAUUAGCAGACUUCUCACCGAGCUGGCUUCAACCUCUGCUUACUCCUCUUCGUCAGUCCGCGUACCAGCAACGUCGCGUCGCAAGCCACGCGAAAUUUUACGCAACUUAUAUGCAUCAGCAUCAGCCAUGUCUGCAUCCGUAAUCACACAGAUUAUUCUCAAAGAUUUGCGUCCGAUAUUAUACCCGCUCAAGGAGACGCAUUACACCGCACAGCUCCUGCAAUACAACUCCAAAGCCGUACGUAUGCUGACAAAGGAGCAAGCUAUGAAAGUAUGGGACCCAGACGGCAAACUUUCUCAAGCGUACCGCGUGUGUGCAUCAAUUGAAGAGGCCGUGGCAGCGUUCGAGAAUCCCGAGGAAUUCAUGCGGCCCAGGGUUGGCGUGCCCAUUCCAAUUCCGAAAUGCAUCAAAGGCAGGGGGUGUAAGGACUCUCUCAACAGCCUCAGGCAAUCCUCGAAUGUAUGGGCUGAGACCAAGUAUGACGGAGAACGAGCGCAGAUCCACGUAGAAAUGGAUCACGGCGGUGACUCAAAGAUUACAAUCUUUAGCAAGAGCAAGCGAGAUUCGACUGUGGAUCGUUUUGGUGUGCAUUCGAUUAUCCGGGAAGCUUUAAGCCUUCCGGGUUCGUCUGAUGGGGGUGGUAUCCCAUCGACUGUUCCACACAUCAAACACAACGUGGUUAUUGAGGCCGAAAUGGUCGCAUACUCUAAUGCGCUCGGAAAGGUCGACGAAUUCUGGAGAAUACGAAGUCUCAUUGCAUCAACCGCUCUCGGCGUGCGAGGUGCAUCCUACAAGAAGACGAAUCCGACGGAAGACUGGUCCCAAUCCUCGCUCAUUUCUGACGCCUCAGACGAAGGCGCACGACACCUUGCGCUCGUCUUCUUCGACGUUCUUGUCGUCGACUCCGAGUCCCUCCUCUGGCGGCCGUAUUCCUACCGUCGUGCGCUGCUCGAGUCGCUUAUCGUGCGGCGUCCAGGGUACGCGAUGCUCGCGGAGCGCGUGCCAAUCCCGAUGCAUUCUCCAAAAGAGGCGGACGAGGCACUAAGGAGGGCAUUCGCGAAGUUACAAGCGGACCGUGAGGAGGGCGCCGUCCUCAAAGCGGACGAGAGCAGGUAUAACGAUUGGAAGCUGAGGUGGGUGAAGCUGAAGGCAGACUACAUUCCCGGGCAUGGCGACUGUGUAGACCUCGUUCUACUUGGCGCUGGUUGGGAUAAGGAGCGUGCGCGUGAACUGCUCGUUGGCCCAUCUGUUUACACGACUUUCUACAUUGGCGCUGUCGUUGAUGUGGUGGCGUCAGAAACUGCGUCCUCAGAGAAGCCGGGCUUCCAAGUCAUCUUCACCUGCUCAUAUGGUCUGAGCAGAGAACAACUUGAAGAGCUGAACUUCUUUAUCAAGAGCACUGAUCCGGUAGCCUACUCUGCAGCUGGCAGCAAGUAUGCCUCAAUACUGCCGUAUUCGUUCACAUUGAAUCUCGGCUUGGCACCACCGGCUGUCAUGCUUCGAGAACCCAUUCUCGCGGAGUUCUAUGGAGCCGGGUUCACGAAGGCACCUCGUAGCAAGUACUAUGAGCUUCGCUUCCCUCGCAUGACCAAAUUUCACCGCACAAGCGAGCGAUCCUGGCGAGAUGGCAUUAGUCUCGACGAAUUCCAGUGUAUUGCACGUGAGGCUGUUGGUCUGGACCGCCCAAACAAGGAUAUCGACGACUGGUGCAAAGGUCUCUGGGGCAAGUUGCAAUCUCCAGGGGCGCGCUGUCCCGCGAAGCGGAAGGCGCGCGAGGAAGAAUGGCUUGACAAGCUUGAGAAAGCAGAUGGGAAGCUGAAGCUCAAGGCGCGAAGGCUAAACCUUCCUGGGCCAGCUGAAACCAUGAUGAUGGAGAAUGUGCGACACGAAGAACCGGCAGCGGCGGCACCCGCGAAUAAGAUGAGGGCGUUUGGGUCGGUGACGAACAUCUUGCCCACGCCACUCGCUCAAGCGAACAAAGAGCUUUCUGCAAACGUUGACCCACCAUCUACCAAGCCAAUCCCUGAGUGUCCAAGACAACUUCAGUUCGGACCCGACGAAGACUCUGUGAAGACACCAAACGUAAUGUCUUCCGUCGCUCGGGAACAUGCCCAGCAAGAACGUGUCGUAGAGAACCCUACACCUGCAGUUUUGCGGACGGAGGUAGCGGUGACACCUCCCAGCUCCAAUGGAGCAGUAGUCACCACGUCAACGCAACAGCCCUUCCCCGCCACGCCCUGUACCAUCCGCCAGUUCCUGCAGCACGCAGCAGUCUACCUCGCGCGAGACACCCGCCUGCCACGCCCAAGCUGGCGCGCGCCCUCGCACACCGUCGUUCCGCACGGUCACCAGCUGCAUACCCUCGAAGCCAUGCUGAUAGCCUGCACCUGGGGCUCAAUCAACGUGUGCGAUUGGGCGCGGUUUGGCGUCGUGUUCGUCGACGACUCUGACGCCACCCACGCGUGGAUGGACGUCGUGGCACGACCGCUGUUGGAGAAGAGGACGGCGCUGCUGCGUAAAGGGUGGGAUUUCGAGAAGCCAAUUUUUAUUUUGGGGCUGAGUAUGCUCCAUGUGAAUAAGCUGAACGAGGAGGUUGCAAUUGCGGGGAAGGCGAUUUGUCGGUUCGGUUGAGAUAGUAAGUUAUUUCUAAAUUAGCUACCUUGAAUUAUACUCUCGUGUAAGCAGCGUAUUUAUUCGCAAAUGGCUCAUCGUUACAUGUUGAGAUUACGAUUUUAUUCGCAACGUCCAUG
Molecule: messenger RNA, 3221 nt
Organism: Phanerochaete carnosa HHB-10118-sp
Lineage: Eukaryota; Fungi; Basidiomycota; Agaricomycetes; Polyporales; Phanerochaetaceae
Exons: 12
Coding region: 1-3102 (1033 amino acids)
Biological process (GO): lagging strand elongation; Okazaki fragment processing involved in mitotic DNA replication; DNA recombination
Cellular component (GO): mitochondrion; nucleus
Molecular function (GO): DNA ligase (ATP) activity; DNA binding; ATP binding
Source: RefSeq, a predicted model, not a curated record